Molecule: messenger RNA, 2078 nt
Organism: Acipenser ruthenus (sterlet)
Lineage: Eukaryota; Metazoa; Chordata; Actinopteri; Acipenseriformes; Acipenseridae
Product: histone H1.10
Exons: 1
Coding region: 652-1377 (241 amino acids)
Biological process (GO): nucleosome assembly
Cellular component (GO): nucleosome
Molecular function (GO): DNA binding; structural constituent of chromatin
Source: RefSeq, a predicted model, not a curated record
GCAGCGAGAUCCCAGCUGCAAAAAAAUCACCGAGAGAAACGGAGCGCAAGAGACUGAGAGAGAAACGGAGCGCAAGAGACUGAGAGAGAAACGGAGCGCAAGAGACUGAGAGAGAAACGGAGCGCAAGAGACUGAGAGAGAAACGGAGCGCAAGAGACUGAGAGAGAAACGGAGCGCAAGAGACUGAGAGAGAAACGGAGCGCAAGAGACUGAGAGAGAAACGGAGCGCAAGAGACUGAGAGAGAAACGGAGCGCAAGAGACUGAGAGAGAAACGGAGCGCAAGAGACUGAGAGAGAAACGGAGCGCAAGAGACUGAGAGAGAAACGGAGCGCAAGAGACUGAGAGAGAAACGGAGCGCAAGAGACUGAGAGAGAAACGGAGCGCAAGAGACUGAGAGAGAAACGGAGCGCAAGAGACUGAGAGAGAAACGAAGCGCAAGAGACUGAGAGAGGAACGGAGCGCAAGAGACUGAGAGAGAAACGGAGCGCAAGAGACUGAGAGAGAAACGGAGCGCAAGAGACUGAGAGAGAAACGGAGCGCAAGAGACUGAGAGAGAAACGCGCACGCCUCGCCAGAGCGCCCCGCACAGACUGCGCGCCUGCCUUGCGUACUGCUUUCUCAUCAAUUCACUGUUGCGGUUUGAAAGAGCCAUGUCUGCCGAGCUGCAAGAAACCGUGCCAGCCGCGGCAGCCGAAGAGGCUCCGGCUGCGCCAGAGAAGAAGGCAGUGUCCAGGGCAGCGGGGGCGGGCAAGAAACCCAAGUCCAAGCCCGCAUCGUCCGCUUCUUCUCCGGCCAAGAAAAAGAAAUCCGGCAAGAAGAAGACCCAGCCGGGCAAGUACAGCGUCCUGGUGGUGGAGGCGCUGAGAAAACUGGGAGAGAGGAGCUCAUCCCUGGCGAAGAUCUACAACGAGGCCAAAAAGACGCCCUGGUUCGACCAGCAGAACGGGAGAACCUACCUGAAAUACUCCAUCAAGGCGCUGGUGCAGAACGACUCCCUGAUCCAGGUGAAGGGCACCGGGGCGAACGGCUCCUUCAGGCUGAACAAGAAGAAGCUCGACGCGCUGAAUAAGAAGGGGUCCAGCGGCGCGCCGUCCAAGACAGCCGCGGCGGCCAAGAAGCAGCCAGCGGCGGCCAAGAAGCAGCAGCCAGCCGAGAAGAAAGGCAAAGCGAAGAAGACUCCGCUCAAGAAGGACAAGAAGCCCAAAGCCAGCCCGGCGGGAGCAAAGAAGAAGGCGGCCAAAGCUGGCGCCUCCUCCGCCGUCGCCAAGCCCAAGAAAGCCAAGGCGAGCAGCGGCAGCGCAGCCAAGAAAGUGAAGAAGGCGAAGAAAUCUGCGAAGCCCAGCGUCCCGAAAGUACCCAAGGCGAAGAAAGCGUGAGGAAACGACGAACACCCACGAAAAAGAGACUGCGCGAAGCUGGAGAGCCGCUUUUAUUUUUGUAAAACCUUUAUUUUGUUAUGUUGUAUAAAUAAUAAUAAUAAUAAUAAUAAUAAUAAUAAUAACAAUAAUAGUAAUAAUAAUGGACACGUUGAAAUGCGCCUGGCGCUUAUUUUAAUUCUUUGCAUUUAAUGCCGUGUAUUUUUCUUUUCUUUAUUACAAAAUACAACGCUGCGUGUUGAGGGUGUUUUUUGUUCUUGUUUAUUAGAUGUGCCAUUAAGUCACGUUUAUAUUGUGAAAGAAGUAAUCUGAUGAACGUGUAAUUGAAAAAAUGUAUAUUAAUAAUAAUAAUGACGAUUCUGUCUAUUGAACCCAAUUGUAUUCAUUCUUCAUCGCAAGAUCAGCGUUGUUGUUGAUAUUCCCCAUGUUUUUGGAUGACUGCUUUUCGCUGUUAGUAUUGGUGAUGGUGUUUUUGCAGACGGGUAAUCUGUAUAUGCAGGUUUUGAAAGCGCCCGAAACGCCCUUAUUUGGGGGUCCUGUGGGUUGGUUUUUGUGGUAUUAUUUUAAACGGGGGAGGCACCGCCCCCCUGCCGUUUUAUUGGCAGAACAGCGCGGCUCAGCCAAUAGCGCGGCGUUCAGCUUGUUCCUGAUACAGAUACAGUUUACCUGUGACCAAGGUACUGCAGUCUCAUCGCUCUGCA